GAGAGAGAGAGGGAGCAUCCAUUAGCAGGCUAGGUGGCUAACUGGAGCUAACGCCAGCUAUGGUCCACCACCACUACCACCACCAGCGUCUCAUUCCUACAGUGAACAGCGGCAGCUCGGAAUGAUUGGCCUGGCUCGGACAGCAGACUGGGAGCAUGGGGACUGUUUGGAUUUCACACCGCUAGCUGGGGACGCCAUGGUGCGGCGGAUCGAGUGAGGGGCUUGAGACGCUGAUGCCAGCUGCAGGCUGCAGCUGAGAGCACUCAGGAUGAGUGGGGCUGGAGAGCACACGGACAUCCUGUCAGUGGCAGACCUGGUCCGGGACAGAUGGAAAGUGGUGAGGAAGAUAGGUGGAGGUGGGUUCGGGGAGAUCUACGAAGUCCUGGAUCAGCUGAGCCAGGCCACCGUGGCUCUGAAGGUGGAGUCUGCUCAGCAACCCAAGCAGGUGCUGAAGAUGGAGGUGGCUGUGCUGAAGAAGCUUCAGGGCAAAGACCACGUGUGUCGCUUCGUGGGCUGCGGCAGGAACGAUCGCUUCAACUACGUGGUGAUGGAGCUCCAGGGGAGGAACCUGGCAGAUUUGCGCAGAACAAUGACCCGCGGCACCUUUUCCGUCUCCACGACUUUGAGACUUGGCAAGCAGAUUUUAGAGGCCAUUGAAAGCAUCCAUUCUGUGGGCUUCCUGCACCGCGACAUAAAACCUUCAAACUUUGCGAUGGGGAGACUAGCCAGUACCUGCAGAUGCUGCUAUAUGCUUGAUUUCGGUUUGGCUCGACAGUUUACCAACUCCAGCCAGGAAGUCCGUCCACCUCGUCCUGUUGCGGGUUUCAGAGGAACUGUGCGAUACGCGUCAAUCAAUGCUCACAAGAAUAAGGAAAUGGGUCGUCAUGACGACUUGUGGUCUUUAUUCUACAUGCUGGUCGAAUUCACGGUUGGUCAGCUCCCCUGGAGGAAAAUUAAAGACAAAGAACAAGUGGGGAAUCUAAAAGAGACGUACGACCAUCGACUCAUGCUGAAGCACCUUCCCUCAGAGUUCAGUGCUUUCCUGGAUCACAUUUUGACCUUGGACUACUUCACCAAGCCUGACUAUCAGCUCCUGAUGACUGUGUUUGAGAACGCCAUGAAGAGCCACAACGUGCUGGAGAACGACCCCUACGACUGGGAGAAAUGCGACUCGGAGGAUAUGCUGACCAUCACCGCCGCGGCAACCACCGCUCAGCAGCUCACCCGCCUGACGCCGGCGUACUUGGGCAUGGCCAAUGCUUCGGUGCUGCCGGGCGAGCUGCAGAGGGAGAACACCGAGGACGUCCUGCAAGGGGAGCGCCUCAGCGACGCCGACAACUGCCCCCCCAUCCCCACGCCGACUACCCCCGGGGCGGACGUGUGGGAAGAGAUGGACCGCAACAGAAACCACAAGCACGCUCAGCCCAUGAUCAGGAAGGUGGUGAGUGAGGAUGAACACAGUCAGAACCAGGGGAACCAGAGUCCCAACACCGGCUCCAUUCAGAGUUCGCCAAGACGAGUGAGAUCGGAGACCAUGUUCUUGGACCGGGCUGCGCCGCUGCUCCGCAGGAUGAGGCACAGCCAGAGCUUGGCAUUCGAAAAGAGGCUCGCACCUGAACCCAAGCCCACCAUCGAACGGUUCCUGGAGGCCUACUUGGGCAAACAGCGUCCGUCCCUCUCUCAAGUCGGCGAGAAAUCCUUUCCCGAGAAGGGCCCCGGGCAGCAGACGGCUUCCUGCAACGAGGAGCUGUCCGGCACGGCGACCCCCGACCCGGAGGAGGGCGCGGCCAGCAGCGGCUUCGUGGCCGUGAACUUCAGCCCCGUGCCCCAGGAGGGCGACUCUCAGGAGUGGGUGAUGCUGGAGCUGGAGCAAGGCAGCGGCUCGGGGGGGAGCAAGCCCUCAACGGAAGCCCUGCACGAGAGCAAGCCGGGGGCGGCCCAGGCCGAGAGGCACUCCUUCGAGCCGCAGGAUGGGACCUCCGCUGUGGUGCCCACUAGCCCCGUGUUGUCGCAGAUGGCCAUGCCCGGGACGUGGUUGUUGGGCCACAGGAGGCUGCCGGGGAUGCUGGGACAAAUGCCUUCGGUCCUCAUGGGAAGACCCCAGAUGGAGCAGUCCUCCAGCUGCGCCCCGCAGUCCCCUGUCCAGGAGAAGAGUGAUGCAAUACCACUAGAGGCACCGUCCUGUAAACCCGAGGAGCUCUCGGAGGAAAUCUUAAAGGACAGAGGCAGGCUGGACUUGGCUCCGGUGCCGAACUCAGCCAAAGGCCCCUCCUCUCACCUGACCAACGACAGAGACCCGGAGAGCGACUCCGGUCUGCCCGAUCGCUCCUCGGAGCCGAAUCAGCAGCCUCAGGCCGACACGACGGGGGGCGCCGCGGAGAGCGCCGUCACCGUCUCCUCCUCCCCGCCCCCAGCCCUCCUCCGUCGUAGAGACUCUCCCUCCUCCCCGAGGUCGAGUCGGAUACCCGUGCGAGACCCCAGCAGCCCGCUGGACUCCCCGUGCAGGGACCUGGCCAGGGAGAGGCGUCAGCGCUGGAGCAGCCCGGUGCCCGGCUCCCCCACCCACUCGCCCUCGCCGUCUCUGUCCUGUGACAACCUGCCCUGCGCCCUGCUGAGGGACAGGCUCUCCUCGGAGCGGGGCUCCAAGUCCGACUGCGCGGGGGAAGACCCCCUCUCCCUGUCCUCCUCGUCGGGGAGCAAAAGCAAGAUCCCGCGUCCGGUUAGUGCCACGUUUGUGCCAGAGCAGCUCACCAGCAGGUUUCUCCCCCGGCCGCCUCCCGGGAAACCGCCCACCCGCCCGUGCGUGGAUAACAGGCGGCGGCGGCUAAGAGUGCGCGCCAGCAGCACAAGUGACGCGGACUUCCUCGCCAGUCUGACUCAGCUGAUGCAGGACCGCAGCGGGAUGCUCUUCAGCCCUCCUCCUCGCCCCCGCAGCAGCUCCUCGUCGCUGCAGCGCUCGCUGAGCUCCUCCCCCUCCCGCCAGGAGCUGCGUGACGGCGCGGCGCUGCAGGGACGCAGCCGCUCCCCGUCCAGCUUCUCCAGCUCCCCUCCUCCUCCUCCUCCUCCUCCUCCCCGGCACGCUCACCCGCAGCCAGACAGGUCCGGCGUGCAAGGUCAGUGGGGCCACGGCUCCAGGGGAAGGGGUCCGGUGUACGAGGGCAAGAGCUGCGGCAGAGCGAUCCGAUGACUCAUGCGCGACUGACUGAUCCCGGAUUGUGCAACUGUAGCGACGGGCCGCCUCACACCCAGGCCCUGAUAGCAUGUGUAAAUAUGGUAUUUACUCAAGGGAAUGUACUGUAUGUAAUGUAAAAUGUAUGAUAAAUUGUAUUUAUUUAUUUAUUCAUUUGUUGGAUGUGUCUCUCAGAAUACUUGACAUUGUGGCUUGAUACCUGCAGCCGGGAAAGAAAAAAAACGGAAAAAAAACUUUGAGGAAAGUCUUGAGAUUGCCAACUCUUACCUCUCAUUUCAGCCCUCUCUUAAAACUCCAUAUAGGCCUACUACGAGACCAAAAAGAUGAUAUUUAAUACUUGAGGGAUGUAAAAAUGAUGCUAACUGUAGAUAUUGUACCAUUAAGGAAAUGGUUAACACUAGUAGAAAACCAUGUAUUGACAUAACGAACACUAAUAGUAAAUAACACCACUAGCAGUAUAACAACAUCAGCGUUCAUGUACAGACCAGGGCAUGCAGUCCCAUGUUGACCUCACUGCUGGGUUAAUUAAUGAUAGUGUGUAACAAUGAAUCGCUCAUUCUGACAUAUCACAGUGUAGUCGUGUGCUUUUACUUUGCUAGAGAAUAUCUGUCAUGUAAAAGGCAUCAUCAUAUUAGAAUGUAUCUGUUAAGUGCACUCAUACUUAAGUAUUAUAAAGGUGCAUGAGUAUCAUUGCUUUUUUUUGUUUGUUUGUUUGUUUUUUUUAAUUCAUUUGUACAACCAGCUAAAGCAUCUGUAUUUUUAUUGAACUGCUUCUGAUCAAAAUACAUCAUAAUGUAGACGA
This is a messenger RNA of Mugil cephalus (flathead mullet), 3992 nucleotides long. RefSeq names its product tau tubulin kinase 2b (gene ttbk2b). Gene Ontology annotation, cellular component: nucleus; ciliary basal body; cytoplasm. Gene Ontology annotation, biological process: signal transduction; peptidyl-serine phosphorylation; cilium assembly. NCBI's taxonomy places the organism in Eukaryota, Metazoa, Chordata, Actinopteri, Mugiliformes, Mugilidae. The record is from RefSeq and is a predicted model, not a curated record. The coding region runs from base 269 to 3187 and encodes 972 amino acids. Gene Ontology annotation, molecular function: ATP binding; protein serine/threonine kinase activity. The transcript is spliced from 15 exons.